Sander lucioperca (pikeperch) is the source of this 783-nucleotide messenger RNA. RefSeq names its product zinc finger BED domain-containing protein 4-like. The transcript has 2 exons. The coding region runs from base 248 to 733 and encodes 161 amino acids. Lineage: Eukaryota; Metazoa; Chordata; Actinopteri; Perciformes; Percidae. The record is from RefSeq and is a predicted model, not a curated record. Gene Ontology annotation, molecular function: protein dimerization activity.
UGAGCAGAUAACAAAAGAGAUAAGCUCAUCUGAUGCAUCUGUGGCAGACGUCAUACCCUUACUUGCAGCACUAAAGCGUCUUUUAAACAAAGAGGCUGAAACAGACCACGGAGUGAAAACAACUAAAAGUGCGCUCUUAGAAGCUGUCAGCACACGAUUUAGUCAGGCGGACUCAGAACCCCUGUACUGCAUCGCGACUGUGCUUGAUCCAUGAUAUAAAGAUCAUUACUUGGAUGUGGGGGAAAAGAUGCGCACACGAGAAAUGAUCCAGGCCGAGUUGGAUUUGGGAAAGCCGCUAGGUGAUGGAGACGGUCAGGUGAUGCACAGCGCAGGAGAUGAAAACAGCGCAGAGAGUAAACGGGCUCGUACUACAGAUGAGCCGCGCACAGUCUCGCUGUCUGACAUGUUCGAUGAGAUCCUCCAAGAGAAUAACCCAUUUGCAAGACAGAGGACAAGCUCGACCGCUCAACAGUUAGAUGGGUAUCUCUCAGAAGUCCCCAUCCCCAGGAGCAAUAACCCUCUCGAAUUUUGGAGGACCAAUCAAGGCCGCUUCCCCGACCUGGCGCAGAUGGCACGCAGGUACUUGUCUGCUCCAUGCACAAGCACCGACAGUGAGAGACUGUUUAGUGCUGCAUCUCAUGUCAUCGAUGAGAAGAGGAACCGACUUUCAUGUGACAAAGCAGAGAAGCUACUUUUCAUAAAGAAGAACCUGCCACUUUUCCUGAAGAAGUAGGCUAAGUAGGCUUAUGUCUAGGACAGUUAUUCAUUUGUUGUGGGUUCAUC